Messenger RNA from Trichoderma citrinoviride, 1221 nucleotides. RefSeq lists its product as hypothetical. NCBI's taxonomy places the organism in Eukaryota, Fungi, Ascomycota, Sordariomycetes, Hypocreales, Hypocreaceae. Gene Ontology annotation, biological process: xenobiotic detoxification by transmembrane export across the plasma membrane. The coding region runs from base 1 to 1221 and encodes 406 amino acids. Gene Ontology annotation, molecular function: fluconazole transmembrane transporter activity. The record is from RefSeq and is a predicted model, not a curated record. The transcript has 6 exons.
AUGCUGGAUCUUCUCAGAGAAUCGCCAAUUGGCCAGGCUCUGCGCCUGAUUGAAACAAGAUUCUUUAAUACCCAAAAAGAGAAACAGGGCUUUCAGCCGCCAGAGGGAUACAUCACUCAGUUGAAGCCAAGAGAAAAUUUCAUUCAGCACUACUCAACAAUAUCCAGCGUUCAUACCGCCCCAUUCAGCAACGAGCAGUUACACGCAGAAAGAGAACUCGAACUGCAGCGCACCAGAUCUAUUGCCAUUAGCCCCCAAAAGGCAUCUGAUGGUAUCCCUGUCGACUGGUAUACGACUGAUGAUCCAACCAACCCUCGAAAAUGGUCCCGUGCCAAACGAGAAUUUGUUCUCUUCAUCCUUUGCCCCAUUUAUGCCGCUGCGGAAGAGGAGAUCCAGCAGCAAUUUGGUGUCAUUCCUGUUGCUUCAACUCUGGGUCUUGGACUGUACGUCCUCGCCUUUGGCAUCGGAGACCUCCCUUUCUCGCCAUUGUCUGAACUCCCGAGCAUUGGGCGAAGCCAGGUUUAUGUCCUGACAUACAUUGUGUAUUGGAUUCUAUCCUUUCCUGAGACUGUUGUUGAUGGCUUUGGUGGGCUCUUGACGUUGCGAUUUUGGGUUGUCUUCUUCAGUAACCCAGCUUUAGCAAAUGGCGGUGCAACUGUGGGAGACAUGUUCUCCCUCGUGUACAUUCCAUUCGGACUUUUCUGGUGGGUGUUCUCCGCAUGGGCUGGUCCUGCAAUUGGACUUGUGAUACUGACCGGCAAUUCAAGGCUCCAGUCUCAAAGCGAGAUUGAUCAGCACCACAUGAGCACAUCCGCAGUUGUCUUCGACGCGUUCGUCAGGCCCCUGGAACUCAUGAUGAAGGACCCGUCUAUCUUCUUCGUCGAUCCCAUGUAUGGAAUUAACUUUGGAGAGACUGGCCUUACGUUUUUGUCUUGUCUCGUUGGCGUUAUUGAUAGCCUUGCUGCCUAUUUCGCUUAUAUACAGUUCUACAUAAUACCUGACAACAUUAACCGUGGGUUGCGGGAACAGGAAUAUGGACUUGUAUCGGCUAUUAUCGGCUCAUUCUUGUGGCCCAUCAGUAUGGCCGUUAUCUUUGCAAUGCCCCUCUUCAUCAAAUUGGGCGUUGAUAAAGGUUCAACGCUUCUCGCUGGAUUAAGUGUCACCGAUAUCUUUGGAACAACAGCGAUUUACAUAUUCGGCAAGAUACUGCGAGCCAAGUAG